CUGUCUCCAAAGGCUUCACUUCUGCUUCCUUUUUCUUCCCAAUCCUCUUUUGCCCAAUUCAGUCCAACACCUAUCUAUCAGUCAUGGUGUCCCCCUCAUCUUCCCUCCAACUUUUCUGAAUCACUCUUCAGUCACUUGCACGGUUCCAUCUCUCAAAACGAAGAACGGUAAAUCAAUAUGCUAAAGAUUACUUUUUUUUAAUCAACAGUAGUCUGAAAGCAGUCAUCCUCUCUCUCUCUCGCUUUCCCUUCUCCCAACCUCGCCUCCCCCAAUCUAAUCCUAUUAACUGGUAAAAAUUCCAGUCGAAACUCAUCAAAGCUUCCUCCUUUCUCCAUCCAAAUCCCAAAAACUGCAGCUUUUCUUCUUUUUCACCAUCAUGGAUCCCAAGAGUUCUUCCAAUAUUCCACCGGAGCAACCAAAGUUUCUCCUAAACCCAGAUAAAAGGGAUCCCUCAAGAGAUAGCAGAGACCUCCAACCCCUCGUUCCCUCCACUUCUUCCUUAGCUGAGAGAGAGCCUACCAGUGCGGUGGAUAAAGACGAGCAAAGGAAGCAGCUUGCUCCCAAGCGAAGCUCCAACAAGGAUCGGCACACUAAAGUCGAAGGCCGCGGGCGUUCCGCCCGCCGCCCCCCUUCGGCUCUAGCCGCAGCACCUUCUUCCAUUUCUCAUAACAAAUUCAACGAGCCCCCUUCUUCCGCCAUGGCAGCCUCUUCAAGGCCUAAUUGGGUUACUGGCCUCUGGCCGCCGCCGCUUGGCAGUUUCGCGGGCACCGGAUUCCUACCCCAGACGAGCAAUCUGGGCGGCGAAGGGUCUGCUGGAGGGUUUAUGCAGAGGAUUGGGUUACCAGGGCUGGAGCUGCCAGGUUCCGGGCUAGGUCAGAUGAGCUUUGCUUCAAUGUUGGGUGGCCAUGGGCAGCAGAUGCCUGGGCUUGAGCUCGGACUCUCUCAAGAUGGACAUAUUGGAGUAUUGAAUCCCCAAGUUUUGAGCCAGUUUUAUCAGCAGAUGGGGCAAGGAAGAGGAGGAGGAGGGGGAGGAGGAGGAGGAGGAGGAGGGAGUGAGCAGUUACAGCAUCGUCUUCAUCAACAUCAACAGACUCAUCUGAACCAGGAGAAAGAUGAUUCUGAAGGUUCGAGUCAGUAGAUGAGAGUGAUGGUUACAAAAAAGUUCUUUUUUUGAAGAAAAUUUGAGGUUAAAAUUGGAAACUAAUGCUAUUCUGAGUGUUAUGCUGUAAUGAUUUUGGAGGAAAGAAAGGCUGGAUGAUGAUUAUUUCUCCUUUGUUAGCGGUUUCACAUUCGGGUGUAGAUUGAACUAUGCUGAAGGAUUGGGUUGGAGGUAUAUAUAUAUUUAUAUUUGUUUACUCUGAGGUUUGUAGAUAUAGAGUUUGAGCCAUCUUCUAUUACUAUUAUUUUGGUUUUUUGAUCUGGUUGGAUUUGGAAUUUUCUUG
Messenger RNA from Phalaenopsis equestris, 1442 nucleotides. Its product is annotated as transcription factor TCP20-like. Lineage: Eukaryota; Viridiplantae; Streptophyta; Magnoliopsida; Asparagales; Orchidaceae. The record is from RefSeq and is a predicted model, not a curated record. The transcript has 2 exons. The coding region runs from base 377 to 1138 and encodes 253 amino acids.